AUGGGAAUUUCGGACGAUGCACUUGACCUGGUUCUGCAGAAGUGGGCUUGGGCAAAGGGGGAAGAGGCUGCCAUGAAGAAGACGAUCGAAAUGUGCAAGACACAAGUUGAGAAGGCGAUGCAAGAACGCAAGACCGAGGUGAUCAACACCGGCGCUUACGAAGUGAAGAAGUCCCAGCGGCAGACGGAGCACGUCUCCAAGAAGGACUUGCCGGCCAACAUUUGGAGCAAGUAUGCAAAGACCUCGAAGUUCAGCGUUUUGGCCUUCAAAGCCCUCAAGGGCAAGGGCGCCAUGAAGUCGAAGGCGAAAGCGAAAGCCAAGGCAAAGUCCACUGCGAUGAAGAAGGGAUAG
Molecule: messenger RNA, 351 nt
Organism: Symbiodinium sp. CCMP2592
Lineage: Eukaryota; Dinophyceae; Suessiales; Symbiodiniaceae
Source: the annotation of a GenBank genome assembly